AUGACUAUCACAACAGACCUUCUAUCCUGGCUCCAACAUGACAAGGCCACCUCCGACCCGCGAGUCUCUCUCGCCCUCCUCGCAGCCGCCUUUUUCGUCCUCAACUUCCUCUUCUUACUCACAUACCUAACUAUAAUAUACCCCUACUUCUACAGCCCAUUCCGCCACCUCCCCAGACCAAAGGGCGAAAUCCCUCUCCUGGGCCAACAUACAACCCCCUACAGCAAACCCCUCGGCUCAACAUACCUCCAGUGGAUGCUCUCAACGCCCAACCAGGGACUAAUAACCUACCGCAGCAUCCUAAACCAAGACCGACUGCUGGUUACAUCGCCCAAAGCAAUCGCCGAGGUCCUAGUGCACAAUACAUAUGCCUACACGAAACACCCUAACGAACGCUCCGUUAUCCAGCGGUUCCUGGGGAACGGGCUUACGAUCUCAGAGGGCGAGGAGCACAGAUUCCAGCGCAAGGCUAUGACACCUAUCUAUGCAUUGCGGAAUAUCAGGUCUUUUUAUGGGUUGUUUUGGGCGAAGGGGGUUGAGUUUGUUAAAUGUCUUGAGGGGAGGGUUUCCUCCUCCACUGAUUUAUCUAUACAUGGUGGGACUUACGGAGUCGAGGAACUGAACCAGUGGGCGAAUCGGACGACGAUGGACAUCAUUGGUCUUGCGGCGCUGGGACGGGACUUUGGAUGUCUUAGCAGCGACGGGGUGGAGAGAGACCUGUUCCAGACGUAUCAGGAGAUCUUCACCUGGGCGCCGGAGAAGGAUGUCUUUAUGGCGCUGAACCGGGUCCUGCCGAGGACGCUUGUGCAGUGGUUGCCGUGGAGGGUGAAUGAGCGGAUCUAUGUUACGAGUGCGACGCUGAGGGACGCUUGUCGGGGGCUGGUGACGGGCAAGAUGGAUGAGUUUCGGCGGCUUGGUGGGCAAGGCGAGGAUUUGAUAUCGAGGAUGAUGAGGUUAGGUGGGUGGGAGGCUGAAGGGUUGGUUGAGCAGCUGCUUACAAUAAUCGCUGCUGGGCAUGAAACGUCGGCAUCGGCAUUUACCUGGGCAUGCCACCUCCUAGCCCAGAACAAGGAUGCGCAGGAACGACUGCGAGCUGAAUUGCGAGAGGUUAUACCAUCGCUACUCAACCAAGAUCCCGCAUCCGAUACCCUCGCAAACAUACUCGAGAACCUCCCCUACCUCAACGCAGUCUGCAACGAAGUCCUCCGCUUCAACCCCCCCGUCCCCCUCAUCCGACGAGUCUGCACCACCCCAACAACAAUCCUAAACCACCCAAUACCCCAAGGAACACAGGUCCUACUCUGCCCCUACGCUCUAAACCGUAGUCCCGAGCUCUGGGGCCCCGACGCCGGCCAAUUCAAGCCAGAGCGCUGGAUCAACCCUGAAACAGGCAAAGCAAACAACGAUGGAGGAAUGGUCAGCAACUACGCCAACCUGACCUUCUCACACGGCCCCAGGAGCUGCAUCGGACAGAACUUUGCGAAAGCAGAGAUGCGAGCGCUAGUUGCGGUUUUUGUCUCCAGGUUCAGGUUUCAACUGGCGAGACCGCUGGAGAAGAUUGUUCCUGUUGGCAUUGUUUCUGUGAGACCGAAGGAUGGGCUGUAUUUGAAGAUUGAAAGGGUGGAAGACGAUUGA
Aspergillus versicolor CBS 583.65 is the source of this 1635-nucleotide messenger RNA. RefSeq names its product cytochrome P450. The record is from RefSeq and is a predicted model, not a curated record. The transcript has 3 exons. Gene Ontology annotation, molecular function: heme binding; monooxygenase activity; iron ion binding. Bases 1 to 1635 code for a protein of 544 amino acids. Lineage: Eukaryota; Fungi; Ascomycota; Eurotiomycetes; Eurotiales; Aspergillaceae.